Molecule: messenger RNA, 82 nt
Organism: Balearica regulorum gibbericeps (East African grey crowned-crane)
Lineage: Eukaryota; Metazoa; Chordata; Aves; Gruiformes; Gruidae
Source: RefSeq, a predicted model, not a curated record
GGCUAAACCUGCGCCAAAGGCUAAACCUGCGCCGGAGGCUAAAUCUGCGCCAAGGGCUAAACCUGCACCAGAGGCUAAACCU